GCCCUGCACGCGCGCGGUGCCCUUCCGCGCGGCAACCUACAGAGCCCCGCUAGCUAAAAUCUGAUUUCAGAUUGGACAAGUGAAGGGACCACAAUGCCCGGGGGAGAUCAGGAUCCAGGGAGCUACUAUGUGGGUGUGGACGUUGGAACAGGCAGUGUCCGUGCAGCUCUGGUGGACCAGAGGGGCAUCCUUUUGGCUUUUGCAGACCAGCCAAUUAGCCAGUGGGAGCCUCAAUUCAACCACCAUGAACAGUCUUCUGAGGACAUCUGGGCCGCAUGCUGUGUUGUCACAAAGAAAGUUGUACAAGGGAUCGAUGUGAACCGAAUCCGUGGGCUUGGGUUUGAUGCUACAUGUUCUCUGGUGGUCCUGGACCAGCAGUUCUGCCCUUUACCAGUCAACCAUGAAGGGGAGUCCCACCGAAACAUCAUCAUGUGGCUGGACCACCGGGCCGUCAGUCAGGUCCACAGGAUCAAUGAAACCAAGCACGGUGUCCUGCAGUGUGUUGGGGGCGUGAUGUCCGUGGAAAUGCAGGCCCCAAAGCUUCUGUGGCUGAAAGAGAACUUGAGAGAGACUUGCUGGGAUAAGGCGGGACAUUUCUUUGAUCUCCCAGACUUCUUAUCAUGGAAGGCAACAGGUGUCACAGCACGGUCUCUCUGCUCCCUGGUGUGCAAAUGGACGUACUCGGCAGAGAAAGGCUGGGAUGACAGUUUCUGGAAGAUGAUCGGCUUGGAAGAUCUUGUUGCGGACAAUUACAGCAAAAUAGGAAACCAAGUACUGCCUCCUGGAGCUUCUCUUGGAAAUGGGCUCACACCAGAGGCAGCCAAAGACCUUGGACUUCCUGUUGGAAUUGCGGUGGCGGCCUCACUUAUUGAUGCCCACGCAGGAGGCCUAGGAGUGAUUGGAGCAGAUGUGAGAGGGCAUGGCCUUGCCUGUGAGGGACAGCCAGUGACGUCACGGCUGGCUGUCAUCUGUGGAACAUCUUCUUGUCACAUGGGGAUCAGCAAAGACCCAAUUUUUGUACCAGGUGUCUGGGGCCCUUAUUUCUCAGCCAUGGUCCCUGGGUUCUGGCUGAAUGAAGGUGGUCAGAGCGUUACUGGAAAAUUGAUAGACCACAUGGUACGGGGCCAUGCUGCCUUCCCUGAACUACAAGCCAAGGCCACAGCCAGGUGUUACACAGAUGAAAGUAGAUUGCGGAAAUGCCGGUCUCUGAAGAUCUUAAAACCCAGUGCAAACCUAAGGCAUAGAUGCCAAAGUGUAUAUGCAUAUUUGAACAGUCACCUGGAUCUGAUUAAGAAGGCUCGGCCUGUGGGUUUCCUCACUGUUGAUUUACAUGUUUGGCCAGAUUUCCAUGGCAACCGGUCUCCCUUAGCAGAUCUGACACUAAAGGGCAUGGUCACCGGGUUGAAACUGUCUCAGGACCUCGAUGAUCUUGCCAUUCUCUACCUGGCUACAGUUCAAGCCAUUGCUUUUGGGACGCGCCUCAUCAUAGAAGCCCUGGAGGCGGCAGGGCACUCCAUCAGCACCCUUUUCCUGUGUGGAGGUCUGAGCAAGAAUCCCCUUUUUGUGCAGAUGCACGCAGACAUUACAGGCAUGCCUGUGGUCCUGUCUCAAGAGGUGGAGUCUGUUCUUGUGGGCGCUGCUAUUCUGGGUGCCUGUGCCUCGGGGGAUUUCGCUUCUGUACAGGAAGCAAUGGCUCGAAUGAGCAAAGUUGGGAAAGUCGUGUUUCCCAGACUGGAGGAUAAAAGAUACUAUGACAAGAAAUACCAAGUAUUCCUGAAGCUGGUUGAACACCAGAAGGAAUAUGCAGCAAUCAUGAAAGGAGACUGAACAGAGCGUGCAGGUGCCAGUGCCAGAAGGUUCUGCGUCAUUACAUCAGGGACCUCUGUCUUCUUAUCUUAUAUUCAAGAUCCAUUAGGUAUCACUCUAUCAUUUCUGUAUCGUCUUUUAAUAAAGACACCUGAGACGUGUACAACCAGAA
Molecule: messenger RNA, 1978 nt
Organism: Suricata suricatta (meerkat)
Lineage: Eukaryota; Metazoa; Chordata; Mammalia; Carnivora; Herpestidae
Gene: FGGY
Product: FGGY carbohydrate kinase domain containing
Exons: 17
Coding region: 94-1827 (577 amino acids)
Biological process (GO): carbohydrate metabolic process
Molecular function (GO): phosphotransferase activity, alcohol group as acceptor; kinase activity
Source: RefSeq, a predicted model, not a curated record